AUGUACAGACCAUGGCAAAAGUCGUCUCAUCGAGUAAUGCAAGAUCCUGGUUGGUAUGAUCGACCAUUGGACUGGGAAGACAUCUUGGCUGGUGGAUCUCUGCUAGGAAUUGGAUCUGUGUCUAUAGUACUCUAUGUACUAGUCAUGAAAAUUAUGCGACGACAAGAUAGGGAUAUUGUUGGCUAUCGAUUUUUGAUCUCAGCCGGCUUUGCAGACAUACUUUUAUUAUUUAAUUAUGGUGUAUGGCCUGGUUUGACAAUACUUUUCAAAUCAGAGUUGAUACCAGUAGGUGCACGUCAUUGGCUUCAAUUAUACCUCGACUGGGCCUGGUUUUCAAUGGUAUGGCACUAUACCUUGGUAGGAUGGUCCAGAUGGUCAGCAAUUCGUGCACCUCACACGUUUCGCUGUCAGAGGAGACGUUACUCCUAUGCGUUAUGCGCUUGUUGCUAUGUUAUAGCUCUAAUUGAGGUUCUUGCCACCCAUUUCCAACCAUGGUACGUCACAUUCUACUAUGAACCAUCGUCGUACGGCAUGUUAGCCGAGGAUUUUGCUCUCUACCUCUCAGGCGGUCAAUCAGCGAUGUUUUUACUCUACCAUUUAGCUGCCAUCAUUCCGCCGGUCAUAUUUUAUACCUGGUCAUUUGUUCUCCUCAUACAUCGUCGACGUACUGCAGUGAAAGCCAGUACUCAGAUCCACAUUAGUGGAAGUAGAAUUGAAAGCAGGUUGCUUUUACCCUGUGUUAUCAAUAUGAUAGUGUUUAUCGCCGGACAAAUAGUGAUCACAGUCGGUACGGGUGAAGGAAAAUGGGCCGGAUGUACGGUAAUGCUCGUGUUUUGUACAAAUUCUGCUCUGAAUCCGGUGCUAUUGCUGUUAUGUUCGGAAACAAUCAGGAAGCAGUUGCUGGUUAUUGUUGGACUUAGUCAAGCUUCAUUCAGUCAUCCAGAAAAAUGCACAUCAACAGUUUAUAAAAGUCCGCUCACGCUCACGACCAGAAGCCACGAUGAAACCGCGCAAAGUCCGUUGAUGGGUCUUAGCGUUCGUAUCAGCCCUAGUCCAUCGUUCUCCGAACCUUCUACUCAUGUCUAGCUUCGCUGAAGUCUUUGUACCUCACAUAGACGAGCAUCCCAGAAUCA
Cylicocyclus nassatus is the source of this 1133-nucleotide messenger RNA. Lineage: Eukaryota; Metazoa; Nematoda; Chromadorea; Rhabditida; Strongylidae. The record is from the annotation of a GenBank genome assembly.